Peromyscus leucopus (white-footed mouse) is the source of this 1096-nucleotide messenger RNA. RefSeq names its product arginine-hydroxylase NDUFAF5, mitochondrial. The transcript is spliced from 11 exons. The coding region runs from base 40 to 1074 and encodes 344 amino acids. Gene Ontology annotation, biological process: mitochondrial respiratory chain complex I assembly. Lineage: Eukaryota; Metazoa; Chordata; Mammalia; Rodentia; Cricetidae. Gene Ontology annotation, molecular function: S-adenosylmethionine-dependent methyltransferase activity. The record is from RefSeq and is a predicted model, not a curated record. Gene Ontology annotation, cellular component: mitochondrion.
CAAGAGAAAAUAUGCCCCGCUGUGGCGCCGCGCUUGGAGAUGCUGCGGCCGGUCGUGCUUUGGCGCCUAAGCCCGAGGCUUGGGGGCCCGGCGGUCUCUGCCGGGAGCUGUGGUCGCAGGGAGGUAGCGUCCAGUGUCCCUCCUUCGGGCAGCACCUCGCCCAGAGCCCUAAACAUCUUCGAUAGGGAAUUGAAGAGGAAGCAGAAAAACUGGGCAGCCCGGCAGCCUGAGCCUAGGAAAUUUGACUACCUGAAGGAGGAGGUUGGAAGUCGGAUUGCAGACCGUGUGUAUGACAUAGCCAGAGAUUUCCCUCUUGCGCUGGACGUGGGAUGUGGAAGAGGCUACAUAGCACAACAUUUGAAUAAGGAGACUGUGGGAAAGAUUUUUCAAACAGACAUUGCAGAACAUGCUUUGAAAAAUUCCUUAGAAACAGAUAUUCCUACUGUGAAUAUUUUAGCUGACGAAGAAUUCCUUCCCUUCCAAGAAAACACAUUUGACCUGGUGGUUAGCAGCUUAAGUUUGCACUGGGUGAAUGACCUUCCUAGAGCACUUGAACAGAUUCAUUAUGUCUUAAAACCAGAUGGGGUGUUUGUUGGUGCGAUGUUUGGAGGUGACACGCUCUAUGAACUUCGGUGUUCAUUACAGUUAGCAGAAACAGAAAGGGAAGGAGGAUUUUCCCCACACAUUUCUCCUUUCACUGCUGUCAGUGACCUAGGACAUCUGCUUGGGAGAGCUGGCUUCAAUACUCUGACUGUGGAUACUGAUGAAAUUCAAGUUAACUAUCCUGGAAUGUUUGAAUUGAUGGAAGAUUUAAAAGGUAUGGGUGAGAGCAACUGUUCUUGGAACAGAAAAGCUCUGCUGCACCGAGACACGAUGCUGGCAGCUGCAGCGGUUUACAGAGAAAUGUACAGAAAUGAAGAUGGUUCCAUACCUGCCACAUACCAGAUCUACCACAUGAUAGGAUGGAAAUACCAUGACUCUCAGGCAAGGCCAGCUGAAAGAGGUUCUGCAACUGUGUCAUUUGGAGAGCUAGCAAAACUAAAUGAUGUCGUGUCACAAGGAAAAAAACAAUAAAUAUUAUUUUAUUCAAUUGUAA